UGUACAGAUGGCCGUGAGCCAUCAUGUGGCUGUUGGGAAUUGAACGCAGGACGGCACUGAAUACUCAGUCCACGCUCGCUCUUGGAAUGCAGGACGGCACUGAAUACUCAGUCCACGCCACGUUCGCUCUUGGUUUCAGAGAGAAAGGAAGAAGGUAGUGUGAACCAUAGAAGGUAGCCAGACCCCUGCUGACUCGGAGUUACUCCCGGAAGGCUGGCCUUCGGCAGUUGCCAGGCAACAGCUGUAAACAGUACCAGAUCAUGGCCACUAACUACAGCGCCAACCAGUAUGAAAAAGCUUACUUACCCAGGUACCUGCAGAAUUGGUCUCCUGCCAAGCCAACAAAAGAGAAAAUUGCUUCGCAUGAAGGUUACACUCAGAUCAUCGCCAACGAUCGAGGUCAUCUCUUGCCUUCAGUGCCCCGUUCCAAGGCAAGUCCUUGGGGUUCCUUCAUGGGCACCUGGCAAAUGCCCCUGAAGAUACCACCUGCUCGGGUGUCCUUGACCGCCCGUACAACGACUGCUGCGGACUCCCUCACCAAAUGGAUCCACAAGAAUCCUGACCUACUCAAUGCCUGUAAUGGGCUGCGUCCUGAAAUCUCAGGCAAGCCCUUCGAGUCUGACAGACAGAAGAAACAGAAGAAACCUGUCACAAAGACUGUACAACAAGCACCAAACCCAACCAUAAUUCCGAGCUCCCCGGUUCUCCCAGAGGACAACCCAGAUGAACCGCAUAGCUCACACCCCUCUGCAGGACACACUCCAGGUCCCCAAACUCCAGCCAACUCUCCCAAUAACCCACCUUCGAGCCCAUGUUAGAGCAGCAAGCAGGUCCUAGUCUAGUUGAGAUCCAGACCAAUGCAGGGCCAAGGCCAUGCUGGGGUGACAUUUUAGAGGCUGAAUGAAAUAGGUAAGACCCUGUAUUCUGAAAUAUAACAGAGAAAUGGUGGGCCAGGAGUAAAGGCAGAUUUGGGGAAAUAAACACUGUUAAAUUGUUUACUGA
Molecule: messenger RNA, 1002 nt
Organism: Mastomys coucha (southern multimammate mouse)
Lineage: Eukaryota; Metazoa; Chordata; Mammalia; Rodentia; Muridae
Gene: Cfap126
Product: cilia and flagella associated protein 126
Exons: 6
Coding region: 261-818 (185 amino acids)
Biological process (GO): cilium organization
Cellular component (GO): ciliary basal body
Source: RefSeq, a predicted model, not a curated record